AGUAGAACACCUCUGUCUCGUUCGGUUAAGGUGUUUUCGAGCAAUAUGUCUUCCCUCCAGCCGAGAAAAAUGCAACCGCUCCUCCUCUUUCAGAUAUUAAUUUUCGUUUGCUUAUUUGCAUCCGGCAGCAGCGCUAUUGAAUCAGUUGAGUCAACGUUAGCAGCUCAACUUGGGCCGGCAAAUAGUGCAACAGUUAAGGACAACGUCAAAGAUUUAACAGCAUCCGCCAGUGAUCGAACGUUUCAUCUUAACAAAGACUAUGGCCAGCUCGGAGGCUACGGCGGAGGCGUGCCGUACGGAUCUUACUACGGUUCGCUUUAUGGUCCUAAUACAGGCUACCGAGGUUCAGGUUUAAGCUCAGGAUACCCUAUUUCGGGCUAUAGAGGUUACUCGAUAACUGGGCCUGGUGGAAUUACCGGUGGCGGUCAUAUAGGAUACGGCUAUUACGGAAACACUGGAUACAAUCCUAGUUACAGGGGAUACGGAGGAUAUGGUGGAUACGGUGGAUACGGUGGAUACGGAGGAUACGGAGGAUCUAAUGGUUAUGGUGGAUACGGAGGAUACGGUGGAUACGGAGGUUACGGUGGUUAUGGUGACGGCUACAAUUUAGGUUCUUUUGGCGAAGUUUACGAUGGUGGAUACGGCGCCCGGGGUAGUUAUGGACGUUACGGUGGCUCGGACGUUUAUGGCUAUGGGUCGGGAUACGGUCUCUACGGUAGACCGAGUUACGAAUUCUCGAGGGGCAACAAUCCUUAUGGUUAUCGUGGAAAUAGCUAUGGAGACAGCACUUUAAGUUAUCCAUCGGGAUACAGGGGUUACUCUUAAGAUUUGCUAUCGAGAUCGAACUGAAAGUACCGUGGAAUUUUAUUAUACUUUCCGUUGACGUAACGAGGAACGCAUGAAUCAUUGCAGCAGUAUCCACAGAUACUGAUUUAACUGUGUAUGUGGCAUUCAAACUUACAUUUGUUUCGCGCAUUAAUAUAUGGGGCGUUCGCAAUGUUUAGUUUUUAUUAAUAUUUUCUACGAUGUACAUAAUAUAUUACCGAUGAUAAUAAAUAAUACUUAAUACGUUUA
Messenger RNA from Hylaeus anthracinus, 1074 nucleotides. Its product is annotated as keratin-associated protein 19-2-like. The record is from RefSeq and is a predicted model, not a curated record. Lineage: Eukaryota; Metazoa; Arthropoda; Insecta; Hymenoptera; Colletidae. The transcript has 4 exons. Bases 46 to 825 code for a protein of 259 amino acids.